AUGUCGAUUCGUAAUGUGGAAAUAGGAGAAGCAUUACACGACAAAUCACAAUUGGCAACCAAAGGCGUUUUCACUUGUGUGGCUGUUUUAAUCUUUCUACAAGAUGAUGGAUUAUUCCUCGCUCACAUUGGUUCUGAGAUCUUCGACAUCGGUGGAAAGGAUCCAUUAGUUGAAGUACAACGUAUUAUUGAGAAUGCAAUCAUUAUGUUCGAUACCAAUCAUAAAGACACAGUUCCCGAAAGUAUCUUUUUAAUGGGCGGUGUCCAAAACAAAGAAUAUGUCAAAUUGAACGAUGCUCUUACAGAUUGGAGACUUUCUCCUUCAAUAAUUGGGCCAAGCUGUGAAAUAAUAUCGUCUCAACGUCUACGAACAUUCAUUGAGAAGAUCAAAUACCACAAUUUGUGCAUAAAUUUUAUUGAAAACUCCAUUUCCGUUGGUGAUAUUAUCGAUUCGACUUGGAUAUCUGACGUUUCCAUCGUCUGCAACAAGAUAUUAACGUCACCUCUAAUUGCAAUUUGUCACAAUACUUUAGAAAAGAUUCUGAAAUAG
Adineta ricciae is the source of this 549-nucleotide messenger RNA. Lineage: Eukaryota; Metazoa; Rotifera; Eurotatoria; Adinetida; Adinetidae. The record is from the annotation of a GenBank genome assembly.